Messenger RNA from Onychostruthus taczanowskii (white-rumped snowfinch), 1586 nucleotides. RefSeq names its product gap junction protein alpha 3 (gene GJA3). Gene Ontology annotation, cellular component: connexin complex. Gene Ontology annotation, biological process: cell communication. Bases 48 to 1586 code for a protein of 512 amino acids. The transcript has 2 exons. Lineage: Eukaryota; Metazoa; Chordata; Aves; Passeriformes; Passeridae. The record is from RefSeq and is a predicted model, not a curated record.
GAGGCUCCAUAGCAGUAAAGUAAGUUCAAGGUUAGAAAUCUGAAGCAAUGGGCGACUGGAGCUUUCUGGGGAGACUGUUAGAGAACGCGCAGGAGCACUCCACGGUUAUUGGCAAGGUUUGGCUGACGGUACUGUUUAUCUUCAGGAUCCUGGUGCUAGGGGCUGCUGCUGAGGAGGUCUGGGGAGACGAGCAGUCGGACUUUACGUGCAACACUCAGCAACCUGGUUGCGAAAAUGUUUGCUAUGACAAAGCCUUCCCCAUUUCUCACAUCCGCUUCUGGGUGCUGCAGAUCAUUUUUGUCUCCACUCCGACCCUCAUCUACCUGGGCCAUGUCCUGCACAUUGUACGCAUGGAGGAGAAGAGGAAAGAGAAAGAGGAGCUGAAAAAGAAGGGAAACAGCAAAGAUGGCAACUACCCAGUAGCAGCAGCAUCUGGCAGCGGUGGUGGAGGAGGCAGCAAUAACGUCAAAGAUCAAUCUAUUGUCAAAAGGGGGAAGGAGAAGCUCCCAAUCCGUGACGAACGUGGUAGAAUCCGUAUGGGGGGUGCCUUGCUCCGUACCUAUGUCUUCAAUAUCAUAUUCAAGACACUGUUCGAGGUGGGCUUCAUUGUGGGCCAGUACUUCCUAUAUGGCUUCGAGCUAAAGCCAGUCUACCAGUGCAGCCGCUCACCUUGUCCACACACUGUGGACUGCUUCAUCUCGAGGCCCACUGAGAAAACAAUCUUCAUCAUCUUCAUGUUGGUGGUGGCCUCAGUCUCCCUGCUGCUGAACAUGCUUGAGAUAUAUCACUUGGGGUGGAAGAAGCUUAAGCAGGGCAUGACGAGCCAGUACAUCCUAGAGAUGCCUGUGGCAACAAUGACACCAGUUAUGGUAACAGGGGAGUCCAAACCUGUUUCCCUGCCGCCGCCAGCACUACCAGUGGUGGUCACCACUGCCACACCGGCCCCUGUUCUGCCUGACACCCGCGCUGUCACACCGCUGCUGGCCCCAGUGACCAUGGCAUCGUACUAUGCUACAGCUGCUCCAAGACCACGGCCCCCCUCCAACACGACGUCCAUGGCAAGCUGCCCUACUGCUCCACAAGUUCCUGAGGAGAGGCACCAUGCUGUGACUCCCACGCCCAUCUCGACUCCCGUCACCAUCCCGACCCCCAUCCCCACGCCCACGCCGGCCGUCAUCAACUACUUCAACAGCAGCAGCCGUGCCCUGACAUCCGAGCAGAACUGGGUCAACGUGGCAGCUGAGCACCAGGGGAAGGUUUCCUCCAGCUCAGCAGGCUCCUCUACCCCCAGCAGCAUCCGGCAUCCCCUUCCUGAGCAGGAAGAGCCACCGGAGCAGCUACUCCCACCCCCGGCUGUGCUGCCCAUUGCCGCAGCCAACAGCGGCAGCAGCACCAGCCUGAGCGGGGCGAGCGGCAGCAAGUGGGAUGUGGAGGGCGAGGUGGAGCUGUCGAGGGCACGGCCCGUCUCGGCGGCCUGCACCACGGUGGAGAUGCACGAGCCACCGCUGCUCGUAGACGCGCGGCGCCUGAGCAGGGCCAGUAAGUCGAGCAGCUGCAGAGCCCGGUCAGAUGACCUGGCCGUGUAG